GUAUUAACUGAACAAAGAUGGCGACCGGCGAGGUUUCAGUUAGUGUCGAGUCAAUUAUUGAACAACAAAUCCAAGAAGUUUCACUUGAUGGGCAGGAAUUAUGUCUACCGCCACUUUCUAUGUCAGAAAACCUAACCAAGCUUGCACACAAGAUCGAUUUUUACCGAGAUGAAAGUGAAGAAAAGGGCAAACCAACAUCGGAAGGGGAGAAGGAAACAGACGAGAAAGUGUUAGCGCCAUUCCAACCUUCGCUGUGGCCGUGGGAUUCCGUGAGGAAUAAGCUGAAGAUUGCAUUAACUGAGAUAAGUGUUCUUAAUGAUGUUGUUAAUAUUGCAAAAGAAAGACGUUACAUGAUUCUUGAUCACGUAGUUGGUGAGUCUAACGAGUCUCGUGUGGCAGUUCAGCUCCUGGCAAAAAAGCGGAGUUUGGUAUCGGCUGCAGCUGUUUUGGUGGAGGGAACGGAACGUCUGAAAAAAUCACAACAAGAAACAAGUGCGAGGACUCAGUCUGACUUUCACAUAGAACUCUUAAAACUUAGACAUAAUUGGAGACUAAAAAAAGUUGGAAAUACCAUUCUUGGAGAUUUCAGUUAUAAAUCUGUUGGUUCCAGGUAUUGGCAGAGUGGAACGUUCGAGGUUGUUAAAAGUACGAAAGAGAUGGACAACAUUGAUUCUAUUUCUGGCACACCGAAAAGUUGCCUUGAAGUAAUCAUUCCAAGUGAGUUAGAAGGUGUUGCUUACGUAAAAAUUGAAGUGAAGACUUUCCCGGAAUUAUCAGACCUGACAAGUGUAGCUCUGAAAAUGCCAAGUGGAUUAUGUCCCGUUCCUUCAGACACAUAUUGGCAUCAGAAAUUGGAAGUUGCUCAAAAUGUUUUGUUUUGCAAAGAACUAUUUUCACAACUGGCUCGAGAAGCAGUACAGUUGAAAUCUCAGGUACCACAUAUGGUUGUUGGUAACCAAAUCAUUACAAAUAUAUUCCCCGGAGUCCAGCUCUCAAUUGUAUUGUGCCAUUACAACGACAAGGAUAAACGUGUUACUUCUCUCAAAGUCGAUCAUAACCAUGUUCUUGAACAUUCUCUUCAUCAGCUUCUCCGAGAAGCUCAUUAUAAAACUAUCAAUCAUCCACCGCCACAUCCAGUCACUGUCACAUUGGGUCUGAGCAAAAGGCGGCGACUUGCUGGGCCCCAUGGUUACAGUCGCCAAGAUCUUACAGAAAUGACGGAGAAUGAAACACUACUGGAACAAAUAAUACAACAGACAAAGCAUGCUGUACUUCGUAAACGUGUGAUGGAAACAGUCGACAGGAUGGCCAUCCACGUACCUGAUCCUCAGAUUUCUACCCACUGGAGCUGUUUAAACAGCAGUCUUGAAUCCAGUGUUAAAAUUAAUAUUACUUCUCUUGGAUAUGAGAUUAACAGGACAUCAUUGGUGUUAGAGAUUGGCACCGACACUAUAAAAGCAAUCAGUAGAGAUGGAAGAGUCAGCAUAUUGUCAUUUGAACCUAAAGAAUUGGAAGAUCUGCUCAUGUGGCAGAUUGCUUUCCACCAUUUAGCCAUAAUUGUAUUCUUGAGUAAAUUAAUGGGGUGGCAAAUUUUAUCAAGUAGUAACUGUGUUGGAGUUGGACAGAUGGAGCCUUUAGGUACUGCCUCUUCUAUUACGUUGGGGUCACCUAAAGGGGACAAACUGGUGUGCAUUCGGAGUGGGGCUGCCACAGGUCAGCAUGUAUAUAUUCAAUCUUUACCUCAUUCUUAUGACAGUUCAGUUGUUACAGAUCCAAAGUGGAAAAACCUGGAAGGUUCCUUUCAGGAAGUUAACCUUGAUAAGCUAGUCGGUCGGAGUUUUAUAAUCAAAAUUGAAUUUUUAAUGGCUACGUUAAUGUCAUAAAGCAUAUCAACUAAAGACCUCUGGAUAUCUUUCUGCAGUGACUGACUAAUGUGUCAAACCAUGUUCCCAUUUUUGAGAUGAUGGCACUAAUAUGAAGGAUAUUAUAUCAUAUCAGAUAUUCUUAAUAUUGUAUUUCCAUACAUUGAUUAGGAUUAAAUAUAUCUCUAUUGUCACAUAGUAGCCAUCCAUGCCAAUCAGUCCAAAGUCCAUGAAUGCUGCUGUUUGUGCUGAUCUGGAUUUACUGGUGUGAAAAUCAUGAUAUUGUAAAUAUAUCCUUUUGAAAUUGCUCACAAAGGACAAAGAUAUAUAGACGUGUGCGUAUGUAUAUAUAUAUAUAUGUGUAUGUAUAUACAUAUUUAUGUAUACAUAUAUGUAUGUAAACACAUAUAUAUAUAUAGGUAUGUAUACAUUCAUAUAUGUAUACAUAUAUAUGUAUGUAUGUGUAUAUAUAUAUAUAUAUAUAAUGUUUAUGUUUAACUCGAUAUAUUCCAUGAUCAUUAUACAUAUUUAAUAAUAUCAAUAUAGUUUCUACUAUAUUGGUAUUUUCUAGAGAAAGUUAGGGGUGUUUUAUGUUGUUGGUUUUAUUUCCCUAUUUUUUUUUUAAACUCACCAUAAAGAAAUUCAUAAUUUCUGUAACUUUGAACUACAAAUUCCUUCCGGAAUCAUCACAUGCUGGUAAUUAAUAAGUGCUGCAAAAAUGGUAAUCUAGAAGACUGGAUGAAAGUGUCAAUGGAAGCAAUAAACCAGUGCAUUUGGUGUAA
Molecule: messenger RNA, 2644 nt
Organism: Octopus sinensis (East Asian common octopus)
Lineage: Eukaryota; Metazoa; Mollusca; Cephalopoda; Octopoda; Octopodidae
Product: mediator of RNA polymerase II transcription subunit 17-like
Exons: 1
Coding region: 18-1883 (621 amino acids)
Biological process (GO): regulation of transcription by RNA polymerase II
Cellular component (GO): core mediator complex; mediator complex
Molecular function (GO): transcription coregulator activity
Source: RefSeq, a predicted model, not a curated record